AACAGAAAUGACUCGACUUUGAGUGUGAUCCAUCAUGCUGUAAAAUUGAUCAUAAUAUGCUUGCAAAAUCAUGUUAGCCUACAUCGUUGUGGUUGCAGUUGCGUGCGUAACUGCGCUUCUAGUCCCAUGUGAUUGGGCUGCUAUUUAUGGGGACGCAGUGUCGGUGUUCGGCUCUCUUGGACCAUCGAAUGCACCUGCCCGGAUAAUUAGCAAGAGUGAACUGUCAAAAUACAGCGGCGAAGUGAAUAGUCCAGGGCUAUACGUGGCGAUAUUGGGACAGGUAUUUGAUGUGAAGAAAGGAGAAAAACAUUACGGCCCAGGGGGAGGUUACCAUUUCUUUGCAGGUAGAGAUGCGUCCCGUGCAUUUGUAACAGGGGAUUUCUCUGAGGCUGGGUUGAACGAUGACGUGUCUGACCUCUCCCCCUCGCAAAUUGUGGCCCUGUAUGACUGGCUGGCGUUCUACCAGAAGGAUUACACUCCCGUCGGUGUAGUGGAGGGCCAUUUCUACCGUGCUGAUGGGCAGCCCACAGAGGCCCUGCUCCAGGCGGAGGCUGCGCUGGAGGAAGGCCUGCAGCUGAAGGCCCAGGCGGCGGCCCACAGUCAGCAAUACCCGGCCUGCAACACCGAGUGGAGCUCCCAAGGGGGGCGCGUCUGGUGCUCCACUAAAAGUGGUGGUGUGAAGAGGGACUGGGUUGGGGUGCCAAGGAAGCUGUUCUCACCCGGCUCCAGCCGUUCUCGCUGUGUAUGCAUCCAGACGGAGGAUCCUGAUCACCAACAGGACAACCCCAAACUUCAGGAAUACGGAGGCUGUGCACCGGACUCCCCAUCCUGCUUUGUUGGGCAGCACUGAACAUGAGCAAGAGUUAUGUACACCUGGGAGACAACACUUAAGUAGAGAGUUCAAUUUCACAACAGUUUUCCCAGAAUCAUUUCACAGAGUCAUGAACUUGGGUGAAUUCAAUUUGCUGCCCUGCAUGGGUGACAGCUGCUCUGUCAGUGUAGAGUAGUAACAAGCCAUCCUUCAUUCAGCUGGAAUGAGAGAGAGACAAUGCCUGUGGGACAUAUGUGAACGAAAUCUGCUUAGUGUUGCUUUAAGGGGCUGAUGGUCCCACACACAGCCAAGCCAAGAACAGAUUGUCAUUUGCUCCUCCAGAAUCCACAGAGAGCCUAGCAUGUUUGUGCUCAGUUGUGUAACAUCGCUGGACUGGGAUCAAAAAACCGUCCAUACUGUAUACAAGAAAAAACAUUAGCACUGGCCCGAGUACUGUCUGUCCCGCGGGAAAUGCCCCGUAUGCCAGAUUACCCGUCCUGGUCUGGCAGUGAAGGGAAUGCAGCAGAAGCAUGAGGCUUAAGUGGGUCAGUUGAAGCCAAGUGUCAGCCAGUCUGAGCUACUGAGAUAGCUUCUAUGUUGCGGUUGGUAAGCUGCAAACAGGAUAUUUUGCUCCCACUUUUGUCUGUGAUGUUUCAGGUCAAAAUGGACCAUUCUUCAAAUACGAAGGGACCAGGAGGUCUGAAGAAGGGUUCAUUGACACAAAAGUGGUAAUUAAAAGUUCUUAGGUCACUCCCUCAUCUUUAUUUGCCUGUGCAUUUGUUGUCCAGCUCCCAGGUCAGAUGCUUGGAUGUGCAGGCUUUAAACCUCUCUCAGUGAGGUUUGUAAGCUCAUCACUUGAUAAAUCCACCAGUCAUUGGUCAUUGUACUGUGUUGAGUUAUCAGUUUGGCUUUGUGUUAUGCUGGGUUUGCAUGCCUAAUACACUUUAGGCCCUGAUUCAAUGAGGCCUGUUGGUUUCAAUGAUGAAAGCAAUACAUACGGUAUUGUGUAGGUAUAUUUGAAAUGUUGCACAAAAACAUCAGUAAGCUACUUAGCGUUCAGAUUACAUUGUAAUAAAUGGCCAAUAACCGAAGGCAAGAGAUACCAUUUGCAAAGAUAUUAAAAUUAAUUUGGUUUACCUGUCUGUAUAGCACUGUAUUUUGAUGUUACUUUAUCAACUUAAGCUGCUAAAUACAAGACUAGAUUUGUAAUUAUUAUUUUACGCUUAUAAUAAAAUAAAGAAAUGAAAAAUGCAACAUUUUUC
Engraulis encrasicolus (European anchovy) is the source of this 2073-nucleotide messenger RNA. RefSeq names its product neuferricin. Gene Ontology annotation, cellular component: membrane; endomembrane system. Bases 71 to 850 code for a protein of 259 amino acids. The record is from RefSeq and is a predicted model, not a curated record. Lineage: Eukaryota; Metazoa; Chordata; Actinopteri; Clupeiformes; Engraulidae. The transcript has 4 exons.